ACAAAAUCUUCAGCUUCACGAAAGUACGAAGGAAAUACUGGUCUCAAACCAGGAUUUUGUUGAUAAACACCCACCAAAUUAGAAAUAAAACAACAUUAAAAACCCUGAUUAACUUAGACUCUAAUUUAAUCUCACUAUCUGACUUUUCGUACACUCUGACGGACAACGAUAAAUUAACUGUCUUCAAUUUUUUUUUUUUUAAUAUUCUUUUCAGAAAUCCACCGACAUUCCUGAAGCUAUUUGAAUAUUUGAUUGAUUUUAUUAGUUCACAGAUCACUUUCUGAGCAACCAAGUAGUUGGAUACAACCCACCGUUUUAUUGUUACAUCAUUUCUCUUCAAUCUUGACCCUUCAAAGUUGAACCAUUUCUAUGUUCAACCAGCUCCUGAGCUUAACCUGCAAGCUUCUCCAUCUUAUGAGCUUGUUUUUGUGCAAAACCCACUUGGAAAUUUGUAAGAUUUCUCAUUACUUUUAGUACCUAAAAAGUGUAGUGGCAUUUGCUUGAAGAAAUGGUUUGUUAAAGAUUCUGUCUUUGGUAUAUGUUGAUGUGCAGUUUGGGUGGAAAUGAAGGAGAUGGUUGGUCAUUUUAGAUCUAUUUACGCAAAGGUGUUCGUUUUCUACAACAAAAUAAUAAAGGGUCACUGUAAAUUUUGGAUUUUUCAAUCAUUUAAUGGACUUGCUACUGGUUCAUUGAUAUCCUUCCUUUUGGCCAUGAUAUGUGCAUAUUUAUAUUUGUUUCCCCUAUUUCAACCGGUCAUUAAAGAGUAUGAGAUUCCUAAGGCAAGUAGUUCAGUUGGUAAAUGCAAUGUUUUUGAAGGGAGGUGGAUCCAAGACGAAAGUUACCCUUUGUACAAUUCCUCCCUUUGUCCCUUUGCGGAACGGGGAUUUAAUUGUUUGGCUAAUGGGCGAAAAGAUAUUGGUUAUACAAAAUGGAGGUGGAAGCCGAAGAAUUGUGAUAUUCUGAGGUUUAAUGUGCAAGAAAUGCUUCAAAAGCUUCGUGGGAAACGAGUAGUUUUUGUUGGUGAUUCACUAAGCAGAACGCAGUGGGAGUCAAUGAUAUGCAUGCUCAUGACAGGGGUGGAGGAUAAGAAGAGUGUUUAUGAAAUUAAUGGACAUAAAAUCACGAAACAGAUUAGGUUUUUAGGUGUUCGAUUUAGUUCGUAUAAUAUUAGUGUUGAUUUCUAUCGUUCAGUUUUUCUGGUUCAGCCUGGGCCAGUGCCAAAGCGUGCCCCAAAGAGGGUUAAGUCAACACUUAAACUUGACAAGUUGGAUGAUAUUAGCAAAGAGUGGAUUGAUGCUGAUGUUUUGAUAUUUAAUUCAGGGCACUGGUGGACACGGACUAAGCUUUUUGAAAUGGGCUGCUACUUUCAGGUCAAUGGAUCGCUUAAACUUGGAAUGCCAACCAAUACUGCCUUCAGAGCAGCAUUAGACACUUGGGCAUCUUGGGUUGAGACUAUGGUCAACACAAAUAGAACAAGCAUAUUCUUUCGGACAUUUGAAUCAUCCCAUUGGAGUGGUCGGAAUCGUAAUUCUUGCAAAGUGACUCGACGGCCUUCAUCAGGAACUAAAGGGAGGGAUCGCGGUCCAAUUUCAGACAUCAUAAUCAACGUGGUGAAGAAAAUGGCAGCCCCUGUGACAGUUUUGCAUGUUACACCAAUGGGGGCAUUCCGCAGUGAUGCUCAUGUGGGUACUUGGAGUGACAAUCCAUUGGUUCCAGAUUGUAGCCAUUGGUGUCUGCCAGGAGUCCCUGAUACCUGGAAUGAAGUACUCUUCUUCCAUCUUUGGUCGACUAAUGGGACAUCUCUUCAAUGAUACCAAGCUCAGUAUUUCUUCUCCUCCAGCAUCCAGCAUGCCAAAUUCGUCCGAAUUCCUUUCCAGUUUGAUGAUUUUCUACUCUUUGCAUAUCUGAAAAAUAAACAAAUGUAUCACUAAGGUUAGAAAAUUUCUCCAUUUGUUUGUUUGUUUGUUUGU
This is a messenger RNA of Pistacia vera, 1970 nucleotides long. Its product is annotated as protein trichome berefringence-like 7. The transcript is spliced from 4 exons. The record is from RefSeq and is a predicted model, not a curated record. Lineage: Eukaryota; Viridiplantae; Streptophyta; Magnoliopsida; Sapindales; Anacardiaceae. The coding region runs from base 564 to 1811 and encodes 415 amino acids. Gene Ontology annotation, molecular function: O-acetyltransferase activity. Gene Ontology annotation, cellular component: Golgi apparatus.